AUUAUCAUAAUUCGAGUAUGCGGCCAGCGGCAUGUGCUAAAUUCUAUCAAUAUUAAGUUGCUGUCCACACUCCACUAGGAAUAUCAUUUCAAUUUAAUUUUUUCUAUGUCUUAGCUGUUGUGUAGAUUCUCAGCAUUAGAUUAACCAUCAAGUAUGGCUGAACAACAUUAGCAACGAUAUCGCGUUGUGGCUAAAGCUGUGGUUCAAAAUUAAUAUAAUACAUUAUAGGGAAAAUGAGACUAUUUUAUUUUAAUGUUUGCCAAGCCUACAGGUAUAGCUUGAAGAAAGCAAGAUGUUCAUCAACAAUUUGGUAUUAUCGAAGCUUUUCUGUUAAAACUGAUGAUGUAUUAGAUAUACCCUUAAAGUAUCAGGAUGUGCCAAGCGAAAACAUACGGAAUUUUAGUAUUAUUGCUCAUGUUGAUCAUGGGAAAAGCACAUUAGCUGAUAGGCUUUUGGAAAUAACCAAUACAAUAUGCAUUGAGGCUGGUAAAGCUCAAAUAUUGGAUAGGCUGCAAGUAGAAAAAGAAAGGGGUAUAACUGUUAAAGCUCAGACAGCAUCAUUGUUUUAUAGAAGUAAAAUAAAUGGAGAGUUGUUCUUAUUAAAUUUGAUUGAUACGCCUGGUCAUGUAGAUUUUUCCAAUGAAGUUUCGAGAUCUCUGUCAGCUUGUCAGGGUGUUAUACUGUUAGUUGAUGCCAAUCAAGGAGUACAAGCACAAACAGUUGCUAAUUUCUACUUAGCAUUUUGUCAAAAUUUGGUCAUUGUCCCAGUAUUAAAUAAGGUUGAUUUAAAAAAUGCCAAUCCAGAAAAAGUAGAAGAGCAACUAAAAGGUUUAUUUGAAAUUGAACCUGAAACAGUUUUAAGGAUAUCAGCAAAACAAGGCACUGGUGUUGAUAAAUUAUUAGAAGCAAUUGUUUCUAGAUUGCCUGCUCCAAAAACUGAUCGCCAAGCUCCCUUUAAAGCUUUAAUAUUUGAUAGCUGGUUUGAUAAAUAUCGUGGUGCAGUAAUAAUGAUUUAUGUACUUAAUGGUAGUGUGAAAGAAGGUGAUGUCAUUACAGCUGUACAUUCUCAAAUUUCUUAUCCAGUCAAAAAUAUUGGCAUACUACGUCCAACAGAGUAUAUUACAGGAACAUUAGUAGGUGGCCAAGUAGGCUUUUUGACUUGUAACAUGAGAUCAGCAAAAGAAGCGCACAUAGGUGACACAUUGCAUUUAAAAGAUAAACCUGUAGAACCAUUUCCAGGGUUUAAGCCAGCUCUACCUAUGGUGUUUGCUGGACUGUUUCCAUUAGAUCAAUCUAUGCACGGAGAAAUGAGGAGUGCCCUAGAACGAUUAACAUUAAAUGAUUCUGCUGUGAGCAUUACUACAGAAUCUAGUGCAGCAUUAGGUCUUGGUUGGCGAUUAGGGUUUCUUGGCCUAUUACACUUAGAUGUAUUCAGUCAGAGAUUAGAACAAGAAUAUAAUGCUCAAGCUGUUAUGACUGCACCAAGUGUAACAUACAAAGCUAAAGUGAAUUCAAAGAAAUUAAUUACAAAAUAUGGAAGUGACGAGUUCUACUUUUCUAAUCCAAUAGAUUUUCCUGACCCAACAUUUACUGAAGUGCUUUAUGAACCUUUUGUGUUGGGAACUAUUAUAACUCCUGAUAUGUAUUUGGGAGAUGUUUUAUCUCUAUGCAUGGAAAAACGUGGUGUUCAAAAAUCGUCCACUAAUAUUGAUGAUACAAGAGUAAUAAUUCAAUGCUAUUUGCCAUUAAAUGAAAUUGUGGUUGACUUUCAUGAUACUUUAAAAUCCAUAACAUCUGGAUUUGGUAGUUUCGAUUAUGAAGAUCAUGGAUACCAAGAGUCUUUUUUAACUAAACUAAACAUUUUACUCAAUGGCACUGAAGUUGAAGAAUUAGGUACUGUAGUUCAUGCAAGUAAAGCUGUAAAUCUUGGUCGUAAAAUGGUAUUAAAAUUAGCUGAAUUAAUUCCUAGACAGCAAUUUCUGAUUGCUAUUCAGGCAACAGUUAAAGGUAAAAUAGUAGCAAGAGAAAAUAUUAAGCCAUUUCGUAAAGAUGUAACAUCAAAACUAUGUGGGAAACGUGGUGGUGACAUUACUAGAAAAAUGAAAUUAUUGAAACAACAGUCAGAUGCAAAAAAAAAAAUGAAAAUGAUUGGUAACAUUGAAAUUCCUCGUGAUACAUUUAUCAAUGUUCUUAAACGGUAACAUUACAUGUGUUACCUGUUUAAAUUAAAUAAGUACUUUUAGUCUAUUGAUUAGCAUUAUUAAUUAUUAUUAUUAUCAUUAUCAAUUACAUUAUUAUUAUUUAA
Molecule: messenger RNA, 2305 nt
Organism: Adelges cooleyi (spruce gall adelgid)
Lineage: Eukaryota; Metazoa; Arthropoda; Insecta; Hemiptera; Adelgidae
Gene: waw
Product: translation factor GUF1 homolog, mitochondrial
Exons: 10
Coding region: 234-2201 (655 amino acids)
Biological process (GO): positive regulation of translation
Cellular component (GO): mitochondrion
Molecular function (GO): GTP binding; GTPase activity; mitochondrial ribosome binding
Source: RefSeq, a predicted model, not a curated record